UAGAACUUGAACUCGUGACGUGAAGUGAUAUCGCAAAUAUUUGAGGAUUCUGAAGAUGGACACCAUUCGCCGAGCUUACAAUACAGUAUUUUAUGAGAGAGCAGAUCCCCGAGUCAAGGACUGGUUUCUGAUGACGUCACCCUGGCCAGUAGCGUCGAUCAUAGCAACAUACUUGGUUUUCAUCAAAGUUAUCCUGCCCAGGUUCAUGAGGGACCGAAGAGCGUACGAGCUGAGGACCAUCAUCAAGUGGUACAAUGUGGUGCAGAUUGUAGCUAAUGCCAUCGUUACUUGGGGGAUAAUGACGUCAGGCUGGACAACCACAUACCACUUCGGGUGCAUGCUCCCGGAUUACUCAAUGAAACCUGAACCUUUACGAAUGCUGCGCUUCCUCUGGUGGACCAUCAUCAUCAAGCUGCUGGAGCUGUGGGAGACAGUGUUCUUCGUUCUGAGAAAGAGAGAGAGGCAGGUGUCAUUCCUGCAUGUAUACCAUCACUGCAGCACGUUGGUCAUUGUGUGGUCAGCCGCCAAGUACGUUGGAGGUGGCAUAACGUCUUUCUCACCGAUGAUAAACAAUGCAGUCCACGUCAUAAUGUACAGCUACUACUUACUGUCCUCUGAAGGAAGCCCUACGAUUAAGGCAUACCUCAUUAGGUACAAGAAGUGGCUCACUAUUAUGCAAAUGAUUCAAUUCACAUUGAUGCUUGUGUACUCUGCGCAAGUAUUUUUGCCGAGUUGCCCUGCACCGCUUGGGGUUACGUUUAUGUACUUUCCAAACGUAAUCUUUGUGUACUACAUGUUCUAUGAAUUCUUCAAACAAAAUUAUCAAAAUGAAAAGGCUAAAUUAACCCUCCGUGUACGAGGUGACUAA
This is a messenger RNA of Ostrinia nubilalis (European corn borer), 868 nucleotides long. Its product is annotated as very long chain fatty acid elongase 7-like. The record is from RefSeq and is a predicted model, not a curated record. Lineage: Eukaryota; Metazoa; Arthropoda; Insecta; Lepidoptera; Crambidae. Gene Ontology annotation, molecular function: fatty acid elongase activity. The transcript has 5 exons. The coding region runs from base 56 to 868 and encodes 270 amino acids. Gene Ontology annotation, cellular component: endoplasmic reticulum membrane. Gene Ontology annotation, biological process: fatty acid elongation, saturated fatty acid; fatty acid elongation, polyunsaturated fatty acid; very long-chain fatty acid biosynthetic process.